Molecule: messenger RNA, 4430 nt
Organism: Lipotes vexillifer (Yangtze River dolphin)
Lineage: Eukaryota; Metazoa; Chordata; Mammalia; Artiodactyla; Lipotidae
Gene: CEP164
Product: centrosomal protein 164
Exons: 32
Coding region: 69-4430 (1453 amino acids)
Biological process (GO): cilium assembly
Cellular component (GO): ciliary transition fiber; centrosome; centriole
Molecular function (GO): protein binding
Source: RefSeq, a predicted model, not a curated record
AACCAAUCCGAUGACAGGGCUCUCAUUCGGCGACCUUUUGACUCUGGGUGUUCAAGCCCAAACCAAUCAUGGCCGGAAGACCCAUCCGCAUAGGAGACCAGCUGGUUCUGGAGGAAGAUUAUGAUGAGACCUACAUCCCCAGUGAACAAGAAAUUCUUGAAUUUGCCAAAGAGAUUGGUAUUAAUCCCAUAGAAGAACCAGAGCUGAUGUGGCUGGCACGGGAGGGCAUUGUGGCCCCACUGCCUGGGGAGUGGAAACCAUGCCAGGACAUCACAGGUGAUAUUUACUAUUUCAACUUUGCCAACGGGCAGUCCAUGUGGGACCAUCCCUGUGAUGAGCACUAUCGGAACUUGGUGAUCCAAGAGCGGGGGAAACUGUCCACUCCUGGGGCCAUUAAGAAGAAAAAAAAGAAAAAGGAAAAGAAAGACAAGAAGGACAAAGAGACCUCCAAAAGUCCCCUGGCCCUGGGCUCCCCGUUAGCCCCCCUCCACAUUCCUGUCGGGGGUCUGGCCCCGUUAAGGGGCCUGGUGGAUGCCCCGCCCUCCGCUCUUCGUGGAUCUCAAAGUGUGAGCCUGGGGAGCUCGGUGGAGUCUGGUCAGCAUGGAGAACUCUCACUGCCUUCACAGGGUCUCAAGACUUCUGUGUAUACAAAGGGUCUCCUGGGCUCCAUCCAUGAGGACAAGAAUGCUCUCAGCCUCUUGGCUUUAGGAGAGGAGACCAAUGAAGAGGAUGAGGCGGAGAGUGACAACCAGAGUGUCCGAAGCUCAAGUGAGCUUCUUAAGAACCUGCACCUGGACAUCGGGGCACUGGGGGGUGACUUCGAGUAUGAGGAAUCUCCAAGAACAAGCCAGCCAGAGGACAGGAAGGACAUGUCUCAGGAUUCCGAUGCUGCCAGCAGCCCCCCUACUCCUGGCAAGCUCUUCAGCCGAGAUGCAGAUAGCAGCCUGAGCAGUGCCGAUGGCCAAGGGCAACAGGCAAGAGGGGCAAGUUGCCUCCCAGAGAAAGAGAAGAAUGAGAAGAAUGAUCCCAGAACGUCCAGGAGUGUGGCGGACCCCGGGGGCGACCCCAUGGGCGAUCAGCCUGCCAAAGCCAAUAAAAAAGAGGCACCAGAGGACUCGGUGGAUGCAAGAGAGGAGGGUUCCCUGAAGGAAGAGGCAGCAAAGAAGCCAAAGAAGGAGGCUUCCAUCCCGAAAGAGAGCAGAUCAGAGGCGAGUGGAGAGUCAGAGAUCAGUGAACACAUGAAGGAACUACAGCCCUCAGACUCCACUGCUUCUGACCCCAAAUCCUUUCUUGGCCUGGACUUCGGUUUCCAUAGCCGGAUCUCGGAGCACCUGCUGGAUGUGGACAUGCUCUCCUCUGUCCUGGAUGGAGCCCACUGGGAGGCCCAGAGGUUGGGGAGAGAAGACAAGGAUGUCAGCCAGUCCAGCCAAGAUGAGCUGCAGAGCAAGAAGUCCAGAGGCUCGGAGAGGUAUAGUGUGUUAUCUCCUCCUCUUCUGCCUGGGGAGCGGCUCCAGAGUCCCCUUCACAGCCAGGCCACGGAUGAAGGGCCUCCGCAGCCCCUGGAGGAGCAGCCGGAACAGAAGGGGGCAGAGGAGCCUGGGGAGGGCUCUGCAGGCAGCCGCACGCCCCCUGGUCCCCUGCAGAGGGAGGAGAUCCCAAGCCCACCUGCCGCCCACGAGAGGGGCGAGGAGCAGCGCUCCCAGGCUGAGGGGCCGGGCCCUGGGCAGGACGAGGCCGAGGGGCCCGAGGAGAAGGUGUCGGUCGGCCCCACCCUGCCAGUCUCUCCAGAGGUGCGAUCUACAGAGCCUGUGGCUCCCCCAGAGCAGCUCUCAGAGGCUGCACUGAAGGCCUCGGAAGAGGCGGUGGCCCAAGAACUCGAGCAAGAGCAGAGGUGGCUCCUGGAGUCCAGGCGAGAGCGAGAGAAGAUGCAGCGGCUCCAGGAGAAGCUGUGGCAGGCGGAGGAGGCGGAGACCCUGCAGCUUCACCGGCAGAAAGAGAAGGCGCUCAGUUCCCUGACGGAGCAGCUGCAGAGAGCCACCGAGGAAGAGGAGAGCCUGGUGAGAGAGCAGGAAGGCCAGAGGCUGUCCCGGCUCUGCGCCCAGGUGCAGUGCAGCGUGGAAGCGGAUGAGGACCAAAUCAGGGCCGAGCACGAGGCUUCCCUGCAGAGGCUGCGAGAAGAGCUGGAGUCUCUACAAAAAGCUGAGAGGGCCAGCCUGGAAGAGAGAAACAGGCAGACGCUGGAGCGUCUCAGGGAAGACAUGGAGGCUUCGGAGAAGAGAGAGCAGGCCGCCCUGAACACGGAGAAGGAGAGGGCCUUGCAGCAGCUGAGGGAGCAGCUGGAAGGGGAGAGGAGAGACGCGGUGGCAGCGCUGGAGAGGGAGCACAGAGAGGAGCUGGAGCGGCUCUCUUCCUCGCUGGAGGCCAAGCACAGGGAGGUGGUCUCCAGCCUCCAGAAGAAGAUGGAGGAAGCUCAUCAGAAAGAGGAGGCCCAGCUGCAGGAGAGCCUUGGGCGGGCGGAGCAGAGAGCUCAUCAGAAAGUUUACCACGUUCUCGAGUACGAGCAAGAGCUCAGUGGCCUCCUGAGAGAGAAGCGCCAGGAGGUGGAGAGGGAACACGAAAGGAAGAUGGACAAGAUGAAGGAGGAGCAUCAGCAAGUGGUGGCUGAGGCCAGGGAGCAGUAUGAAGCCGAGGAGAGGAAGCAGCGGGCCGAACUCCUGGGGCACCUGACGGGAGAGCUGGAGCGCCUGCGCAGGGCCCACGAGCGGGAGUUGGAGACAGUGAGGCAGGAGCAGGACCGGCAGCUCGAGGACCUGCGGCGGCGGCCCCGGGAGCAGGAAAGGAAACUCCAAGAUUUAGAGGUGGAGCUUGAAACCAGAACCAAGGAUGUCAAGGCCAGAUUGGCUCAGCUGGAUGUCCAGGAGGAGGCCGCCCGGAAGGAGAAGCAGCAGCUCCUCGAUGUGCAGAGGCAGUUUGCGCUGGAGAGCGAGGAAGCCGCAGCCACCCGUCAGCACCUGGACGAGGCAAAGAAGGAGCACAGCCACCUGCUGGAGUCAAACCGGCAGCUCCGAAGAAUCCUCGAGGAACUUCAGGCCCGCAAGUUGGAGCUGGAGUCCCAGGUGGAUUUGCUGCAGACCCAGAGUCAGAGGCUGCAGAAGCAUGUCAGUGACCUGGAGGCCAAAGCUCAGAGGAAGCAGGACUUGUUGAAAGAGCUGGCGGUAGAAGAGAGUAAUGCUUCCCCACGUUUUGAGCCUGAUCUCCACAUUGAGGACCUGAGGAAAUCCCUUGGGACGAACCAGACUAAAGAGGUAUCCUUUUCCCUCUCCCAGAGCAAGGAGGAGACCGACUUGUCCUUGGACAGCCUGUCCCCCCACAGCGCCCGGCACUACCUCUCUGCCGAGGGGGUGGCUCUCCGCAGCGCCAAGGACUUCCUGGUCCGGCAGACGCGCUCCAUGCGGAGGCGACAGACAGCUCUGAAGGCCGCCCAGCAGCACUGGCGCCACGAGCUGGCCAGCGCUCAGGAGGCGGCCAAAAACCCGCCAGGCACCAAGGCCCUGGAGGACAUGUGCAAGGACCUGGAGGAGGAGACCAGGCACCUGGAGGAGAUGAAGUCAGCCAUGCGGAAAGGCCGCGACCUGCGGCAGAAAAAGGAGGGGAAGCUGCGCCAGCUGGAGUCUUCUCUCUGGGACGAGGCUUCAGAUGAAGACACUCUGAGAGGAACCCCCAAGAAGGUGGUGACCUUUGACCUCAGCGACCUGGAAGACGGGAGCAGCGACAGUUCCGAAUCCUGCCCCCUGCCUCACAUCGGCCCGACCCCGAGUCCCACUUUCCCCAACAAGAUCCACUACCUGAGCAGCUCCCUGCAGCGGAUCAGUGGCCAGCUCAACGGUGUCCUCAGCGUGCUGGGCAGCCUCAACACCCAGCCUCCGCCGCUUUUCACCUCCACACCUGCACCGCUCCCCACCCAGGCCUCCAGGAGCACCCCCGCUCCCUCCUACCCCUCCCUGGCCCGGGUCUCAGCCUCAUCCCCGGCUCCACCCACGUCCACCCAGUGGGCCUGGGACCCAGAGCUGGGCCCCCGGCUCUCCUCCGUGGCUCGGACCGUGGACGACUUCCUGGUGGAGAAGUGGCACAAGUAUUUUCCAACUGGCAUCCCAUUCCUCAGCAGUGGCCCCGCCCCCCUGGAAAACAGGCUGGGGUAUGUGUCUGCCAGUGAGCAGCUCCGCCUCCUGCAGCGUCCCCCCUCCCAAGUCCCCGAGGCGGGCAGCACCAACUUCCAGGACAUGAUCGAGGCUCACCGCAAGUGGCUGGGACAUUACAAGAAUGACCCCAAGUCACAUCUCUUCUCUUCGGUGCCCAAGCCGACAGCUGGUUCCGGCCUCCUGCAGCUGGGCCUGGAUGAGAACAACAGACUGAAGGUGUAUCGCUACUGA